CGUACACGCGCGGCACCUGCGCGGCACAUCACCGGCUAGAAUGGACCCCUCCGAUGCGAUUUAAAUUGUGCGCGAUUGAGCGGCCGAAAAGUAUGGUUAUAAAAUAAUUUGUGAAAAGGAUCUCUGAAUUCAGUGCAGCAAGCAACUCGCACAAACUUCACGUUGAUGAAGUUGGUUGAAUCCAGGAAAAUUUUGAAAGAUGGCGAACCUUAAUAGAAGUGUCCAGGAUUCUCCUGCAAGAAGAAUAAUGGAGCCCGAUAUUAAACAAGCCGUGUUACUUCUGGACGAUGCUUUAAAUUCACCUACCAAAAGUACUUUAAGACUGUCGAGGAACACCCCAGGGAAGAGCGGUAUAUCGAGAAGAAAGAGAGAUUCUCUGGUGGAACGCAGCGUAACCCAUAUAGGAGAGUCGAUGCUUAGGUCAUCAAGGCUAGUGGAUACAUCAAUGAAUUAUGAUUCUCCAGAGCUUAUGGAAUUUGGAAAUGCCGAUGUUUCUGCCUCUUUUGUAGUAGCACGUGAACCAUGGAGUAAUGUUGUUGAUGAAUUGUUUGUGGACUUCCAACAGUCACUGCAGACCCACAAAUCUGAACAUCAAAUUUUUGAAACUGUAAGAGAUUUUAUUGAAAAUUGUUCAAAUGUCUUGCAGCUUUUAGCAGACAUAGGACACAAAAUUUCAGGAAAAUCCAAAGUAUUGGAGAAAAUGAAAUGGCUAAUAAAUGAGAGGGAAACUUGGCGUUUAAUUUAUGCAUUAUAUAAAGAUCGAUUAAGUAACCAGGAUGAAAUGGAACAAGGUGGUGAUAGAACACAGGCCAUUACCUCUCAUGUUCUUAGUGAAAAAGAAGUUGUUCAAGAAUUAUACAAGAAUGACUGUAGCAUAAGAGAGAGCCAGUUGGUGGUUGACUGGCUGGAGCAGAAUGCUUUGCAUUGUGAAGAAGACCAAAUACGAGUGCAGCACUAUACAGAUAAAACUGUUGCAUGGGAGAACACUUUGCAUCAAAUUCAGAAUGAAUCCUUAAAUAUUUCGUACUCAAGCUCUCGACCAGUGUUGAACAAAUUGGAUCCUGAUGCUCCAUUACGUGAACGGAAACCCCUACAUGACUUGGAUAUGGAAGAUGAAGAUAAACUUAUUAAAGGAGUUUUUCGGGAAAUUAGAUACGGACGCUUGGAAGAAGCUCAGAACUUGUGCUUUCAUUGUGGUCAACCUUGGCGCGCUGCCACAUUAGAAGGAUGGCGACUGUUCCAUGAUCCCAAUUAUGCAGAUCUGAGUAAUAGUUCUGGAGAAAAGUUGCCUGUUGAAGGAAAUCCUAAUAGGGACUUAUGGAAGCUGAUGGCUUGGAAUUUGGCAAGUGACACUCGUCUUCCAUUAUACGCUCGUGCCACACAUGCAGUCUUCUGUGGCCAUUUGAAUGCCCUGGAGGGUGUCUGUGAAACUUGGACAGAUCUCCUCUGGGCCUCCCUUAAAGUAAUGAUUGAUGUGAGAGUUGAGAAAGAAAUUAGAGCCACUGUACUUCGUUCUUAUGUGCCUCUGCCUGAUGAGUAUUGGCAGAACAAGUUGACUUUGCCAGAAAUAUUUACUAAAAUUGCUGCUAGUAAAAAGGCUGCAAUAUCAGAGGGAGCAGCCAAUCCUGAUCACAUUGUGCAGACUUGUAUUAUACUGAAUGACAUUCCACAUUUAAUGGCUAAGAUGUUGGAGUGGGUACCCAGUGCUGAUGCUCAAUUUUUACGGUUCAUGGCUCAUUUGGUAUUGUUUUACCGCUCAUGUGGCUUUGCUGAAAUUGAUGAGGUUGGAGAUUCCAUUUUGGAAGCUUAUGUGAAGGUGCUGAUGAAGAAGGGGGACCCCCAACUUGUUGCUUGCUACGUUGCCACUCUCCCUCAGGAAGACCAGGUGCAACUGUACGCCAACUUCUUGGAGAAUAUCACUGAGGAGAAUGAACGGACAGCCUGCCUCACUGCAGCUGAGGAUGCUGGCUUGGAUAUUGAAGUGAUUACAAAGAGAGUUGUCGAAAACAUACGAAAUCGAGAAAAUGUUGAUCAGCCGUCAGAUAUUCAAAUUGAAGCUACACCUGAAGAUUUGAUUAAGGUGUCUGCCCUGAAUUGGCUUAUUUUCUAUCCAUCCCAGCGUGCAGAGGCCUUAUUUCAAGCAAAUGCUAUGAUAAGGCAGUUUCUUGCUCUUGGUCGAAUGGAAGCAGCUCGGAAAGCUUUUAGUAAGAUUCCAGUCGAUUCCAUUGACAUUACUGUUCAAGAGUUCCAACGAGGUAUGCCAUAUGAGGCCUGUCAACAAUUUGAUAUGGAUAGUCUUCCAUAUAGAAUUGCGUCUUCCAUACGAGAGUACUUCUGUCAUAAGGCUUACCUGGAUGCCCAAGAGGGUUUCUCUGAUUGGUUUCAUCACUUCCACAAUGCAAAGCCCAUUCCUCCUGCUGAGCCUGCGGGUGAAGUGGGGUUUACAGAGAAGGUUUUGUUUGAUCACAAAAGAACUCAAUACAACAUGGAACUAGAACGUUGGAAGUUAUCCAUGCAGCAACAAACAAAAUCAAUAGAUAUUGGCUAUCCAGGAGACUGUGUCCUCUGUGCUGAUGCAAAUAUUUUGGCUAUUAUACUGCUACCUUCUAAAGCAUCUUGCCCUGAGGAAGGUCACAAUAUGACUGAAUUGUUAGCAACUAGGACACCAUGUCUCCCAGACAGCCAAAUAAUGGUAAAAAUUCAACUUCAUAAUGUUCUUCUGUUUCCUGAUGGAGGGUGGUUAGUUGAUAUCCAUUCAAAAGAUGGUCCCUUGGAAGAAGAAUUUGAUGAUGAAGCCAAAUGUAGAUUACAGCAAAUGGAAAAUUUGAGGAAAAUUUGUAUACCGAAGAUUGUGUUACUCCUGAUCAGCAUGAUGCAAAGUAUGGGGGACCAUGCAGAAUGCAUUCAGUUAGCAGAAACUAUUGUGUCAGAGCAACAUCAGAUUUAUAAGGUUUACACCCCACAAAAGAUGCGAGAAUUACUGAAAAAGAUUGCAGAAUCUUCACUUGAAUUAAUGAAAAACAAACGAGAUCCUUGGGGUCACCCCAUUACAUUUUAAUUUCCUUUUUUUUUUAAGGAAGUGGAUAUUUGUUUUGUUGUGACAUUUUAUGUCUUUGAAUUAAAAUCAUGUGAAGAAAGUUGUAGAAUGAUUGAAAAGUUGAUUAGUUUUUUAAAAUAUAUUCUUUUUGUACAUUUUGAAAACAUGAAUUUUGAUGAAUAAUUUUCCUGUCCACAAUUCCUACAAAACGGAUUUUCAUGUAAAUACAUAUUUUUACGUG
Gryllus bimaculatus (two-spotted cricket) is the source of this 3278-nucleotide messenger RNA. Lineage: Eukaryota; Metazoa; Arthropoda; Insecta; Orthoptera; Gryllidae. The record is from the annotation of a GenBank genome assembly.